GGAAAGUACCCACGUAUCGAGCUCAAUACAUUGAUAUCGACCAAACGCAAUAUCAAUAUCGAUUUCACGAUAUCGACGUUUGGAUCGAUCCAGACGCCACUGUAGUAAGUGAAAGCGUCUGCACAACCGGAGCUCAUGAGUAGGCACGCACCGCCGCUCUGUGGCCGCUCAGCUCUCGUUCACCUCCGGCUUCCUCUACCGCUUGCUUCCCCAUCCUCCCGCGGCUCUCUAUGGCGGCCAAAAACCGAAAGCAGACCGGGAAAAGCGAAAAGAGUCCACCUGUCGUUUCUACCGGUGGCAAAAGCGGCGCCAAGCGAGCCGCCGCCGCUGCUGGCGGCAGGGAUGCCAAAGCCGCGAAUGGGCUAUCGGGCAUUCGGAACAAGCUGGGGCUAAGUCACACCUCGGCGGCCGGGCUGGGAUUCACGCUUCUGCUCGCUGCUUUGAGCGGAUAUCUCCACUGGUAUCAUCUCACACAACUAUUUGAGAAUGACAGACACUUCUCACACUUAUCCACCUUAGAGAAGGAAAUGGCUUUCCGGACCGAGAUGGGCUUGUAUUAUUCGUACUACAAGACCAUCAUCGACGCGCCGUCCUUCCUGCAGGGCCUGCACAUGAUCAUGAACGACCGGCUGACCGAAUACCCGCUCGUCAUAAACACCCUCAAGAGGUUUAAUCUUUACCCAGAGGUGGUUCUAGCCAGCUGGUACCGGGUGUACACGUCCGUCAUGGGCUACUUUGGUGUUCCCACCAAGAUGUGCUGGUCCAUCAACAGAGGAGAAGGCCUCACGCCAGUGGACAGUUGCGAAGGGCUGGGCGACCCGGCCUACUUCUACGUGACAUGCGUGUUCUUGCUCAACGGGCUGAUGAUGAGCAUGUUUUUCUUGUACGGCGCUUACCUCAGCGGAAGCCGACUGGGCGGCAUUGUGACCACCGUGUGUUUCUUCUUCAAUCACGGCGAGAGCACACGUGUGAUGUGGACUCCUCCUCUCAGGGAAAGUUUUGCUUACCCCUUCCUGGUCCUGCAGAUGAUGCUACUCACAUUCAUCUUGAGAACCCGGAACCCGAGCAGGAUGGCCCUGGCCGCUUUGGGAAUCUCCACAGUGUGCUUCAUGCUGCCAUGGCAGUUUGCCCAGUUUGUGCUGCUCACUCAGAUAGCUUCCCUGUUUGCGUCCUACAUCCUGGGUUACCUCAGCGCGGCUAAGAUGCAGUCGUUGUUGGUCACUCACAUGGUCGCACUGGCCGCCUGCUUUGUGUUGAUGUUUGGCAACGCCAUGCUGCUCACCUCCUUUUACGCCUCCUCGCUGGUCUCAAUCUGGGCUGUCAUUGCGCUGAGGGAUCGCUUGACUCGGAUCUUCAGAACUGGCUUGGUCUUCUGGGUCAUGCAGGCUUUAUUUUGGGUGGGCUCCACCGUUCUGCUGAAAUUCCUGCUGUCCACCAUCCUCGGCGCUUCCGAUGAUGCUCACAUCAGUGGCCUGAUCAAGUCGAAAUUCACCAGCUACAAGGAUUUCCACACGCUCAUGUACACAUGCGCUGCAGAGUUUGACUUCAUGGAGUGGGAGACUCCCACCCGCUACCUGACAACGUUGCUGCUGCCCAUCAACUUGUUACUGGUGGCUUUGAUUGCCAAGACGAUUAUGCAAGAUGUCAUCCGCUACCUGAAGGAUGGAGGAAAAGCAAAUGUUGGUCAUAAGGAUGACACAGUUGUGAGGUGUGACGUUGUCACUAAAGGAGAGAUGGCGUACCACAGUCUGCAGCUUCUGGCCUUCAGCGUGCUGGCCGUCCUCAUCAUGCGCCUGAAGCUCUUCCUCACGCCGCACAUGUGCAUCGUGGCAUCGCUGAUCUGCUCCCGGCAGUUACUGGGCUGGAUGGCGGACAGGAGCAAACAACAGGUCGCCGUGUUUGUCAUGCUGGCCCUCAUGUCGGUGAAGGGGGUGGCCAACCUGCAGGCCCAGUGGGGCAUCAUCGGGGAGUUCAGCAACAUGCCUCAGGAGGAGCUGCUGGACUGGAUACGGGACAACACCUUCCCUGAUGCUGUGUUUGCGGGUGCGAUGCCCACAAUGGCCAGCGUGAAACUGUCCACGGGUCGGCCCAUCGUGAACCACCCCCACUACGAAGACGCCGGUUUGAGGGAAAGAACCAAGCUGGUGUACUCCAUGUAUAGCCGCAUGUCCGCAGAGACUGUCAAGAGCAACUUGGACAAGCUGGGAGUCGACUUUUUUGUUCUGGAAGAUUCUUGGUGCACCAGGAGAACCAGGCCCGGCUGCAGCAUGCCGGAGAUCUGGGAUGUGGAAGACCCGGAGAACAUUGUAAGUUGUCACACGUUCCAGGCGACUUGAGUGGACCUCAAGUUUCCGUGUUUUUUCCACCAGAAACGGAAAACUAAGCUGGGAUGAAUCACUCCGUUCUUCCCCGCGAGCACCCCUGCUGGUACGCUCCCAUACGAGCUCCUCAAUUUUUUCCCAAUCAUCCCCAAAGCGAGACCGAUAUUUCCUUUCUUCAUCUCCUUUAUCUUCCCCGUGAGGAUUUUACCGGCAUAUUGCAUACCGGUGAGAGCGAUGUACAUUCUCAGAAUUUCAUUGGUACCUUCAAAAAUGGGAAGGAUACGACAGUCCCUGAGGUAACGCUCGUACGGGUAGUUUUUUGUGUAUCCUAGACCUCCGAGAACCUGAAGAGCUUCGCUGACGCAAAUCCAACCUCCCUCUGAGCUGAACACCUUCACCACAGCAGCUUCCAAAGAACAAUCAGGUAGACCUGGUCUGUCCAUCAUUCCUGCUGUCAGGUAUGCCAUGCUCUCCAUCACAAAAACAUUUAGGGCCAUGAUUGCAAAUUUCUCUUGGAUCAUACCAAAUUCACUCAAGCGUUUGUUAAACUGCUUUCGUGUCGCCGCAUACUCCGAGGUCAAUUCAAUCAUUUUUUUAAUCAUUCCAGCUGAAGAACUUCCCAUGCUGAAUCUUCCAGAGUUGAGUAUGUUCAUGGCGAUCUUGAAUCCGUCCCCUAAUUCUCCAAUAACAUUUUCCAGCGGUACUGGAACAUUGUCAAAUGAAACUUCACAAGUAUUGGAGCCCCUGAUACCAAGUUUGUCUUCAGGUUUUCCGCUCGUAAUGCCUCCAAAAGCUCUCUCGACAAUAAAUGCAGAAAUUUUGUCUUUCUUAGCCCCAUCUAGAACCACCUCAGUCCGUGCAAACACGGUCAUGACGUCAGCCAUUCCGCCGUUUGAAAUCCAAAUCUUGGAUCCAUUGAGAAGGUAAUGUUUGCCGUCGUCCGACAAUGUUGCCCGUGUCUGAAUGGAAGCUGCGUCGCUUCCACUUCCAGGCUCAGUCAAACAAAAAGCUGCAAUGUGUUCCCCUGAGGCUAAUUUAGGCAGAUAUUUCUUCUUCUGUGAAUCAUUCCCCGCAAUUAGUAUACCCUUCAAUCCAAUUGCUUGAUGGGCAGCGAGUGUGACUGCAAUAGAGGCAUCCAAUGAUGUAAUCUCUGCAAGUCGUGCAUACAUAGUAUUGGACAAUCCAAGACCUCCAUAUUGCUCAGGAAUCUGGAGUCCAAACAGUCCAAGCUCUUUCAAGCCAUUCAACGUUUCCGGGGGGAUUCUGGCUUCUCGGUCAAUCUGUGCAGAAUCAACUUCCUCAUUGAAGAAUUUUUCUACAGGAGCCACAAGCUGGUUAAUCUCCUCCAAUUCUUCUAUUCCAAUUUCUGGAAAGGGAAAUACUUCCGCCUCAUUGACUUGACCGAGGAACAAGUCUUUGGCAUAUGCGAGGUUUCUUGAAUAAGUUUUGAUUGACCUUUGCGGUGGGAAAGAGCAGACGUAUUUCGGCCUUAUACUGCGCAGCAGCUGCUUUCGGAUGUGAAGACAGUUGGAGAGGACGAGCAUUCUACUGAUGGACAUCAUUUUGGGGAGCGGACAGAAGCGCUGAAAACUGCUAAUG
This is a messenger RNA of Syngnathus typhle (broad-nosed pipefish), 3920 nucleotides long. It is a transcript of the gene dpy19l1l, whose product is annotated as dpy-19-like 1, like (H. sapiens). The transcript is spliced from 24 exons. Lineage: Eukaryota; Metazoa; Chordata; Actinopteri; Syngnathiformes; Syngnathidae. The record is from RefSeq and is a predicted model, not a curated record. Gene Ontology annotation, molecular function: mannosyltransferase activity. Bases 231 to 2336 code for a protein of 701 amino acids. Gene Ontology annotation, cellular component: nuclear inner membrane.